Lycium ferocissimum is the source of this 4495-nucleotide messenger RNA. RefSeq lists its product as uncharacterized. Lineage: Eukaryota; Viridiplantae; Streptophyta; Magnoliopsida; Solanales; Solanaceae. The transcript is spliced from 15 exons. The coding region runs from base 344 to 4180 and encodes 1278 amino acids. The record is from RefSeq and is a predicted model, not a curated record.
UAAGAAGCCAACAUAUUUUACAAAUUUAGCACAAAAAAAUUUGGUCCGGGCUCAAUCAAAAACGAUCUAUGUUAUUUCUUGACCGACCUUCCACCACCACCUCCUCUCACCGAUCAACCACGACGUCACUCUUAUAAUUUUGGCAUCGAAGGGUGUUCAGAUCACACGGUCUUUUUUGGGUUUUUUUAAAGUGAAUUUAUUAUACAGUAUAAGUUACUACCAGGUUGUAACCAUCACUAUUGGGAGAGUUAGCUGGGUUUCAUGCAUUCUUGUUGUAGAUUAUUGCCAUGCACCUCUGUGUCAAUUGGACUGGUAAGACGAAGAGCGUGUUCGAGCUGAUUCGAUGUCAGCAUCAAGCAGAUUUGAUCUAUCUUCUAGUAGCCCAGACAGGCCAUUGUAUGCCUCUGGGCAACGUGGGUCAUAUGCAUCUGCUUCAUUGGAUAGGUCGGCUAGUUUCCGUGAGAACAUGGAGAAUCCAAUCUUAUCUUCUCUUCCUAACAUGACAAGAAGUACUUCAACAAUAACACAAACAGAUGUCACUAACUUUUUUCAGUGCUUACGUUUUGAUCCAAAAGCAAUGGUGACAGAUCACAAACUUAAUAGGCACAGUGAUUUCAAGCGACUCACAGGUUUAGCUUUAGGCAUGCCAGUAGAGGAUUCUCCUGUGGUGUCUUCUAAAGGCAAACCGUCCUCUUCUCCCUUUCCAGAGGAAGCCAGGCGGCUGAAGGCCGGUCUUCGGGAAAGCUGCACUAAAGCUAGGGAACGUGUAAAGAUAUUCACUGAAUCUUUAUCGGUGAUCAACAAAUGCUUUCCCAGCAUUCCAUCAAGGAAGAGAUCUCGGUCAGAUAUCUUAUCAAAUGAACGACCCAAUGUGUUGUAUCCAAGUGACCGAUCAGUUUCAUCGGCAGGCAUUGGUAAAAUAGGGCCCCAGAGUGGUUAUGAGUUUGAGCUACAGAAGUCCGAAAAAAGGACCAAAAACUCUGUUCCAAAUAAACGCACUCGAACUUCUAUGGUGGAUCUGAGGCCGGAGGUACGAGCAAGCACUCCAUCAAGGCCAUCUGGGAGUAUGGACAGAGAUAGGGAGAUAUCGAGACUUCCAAAUGGUAGCACAGUUCAGGGAGAGGACCGGACAUCAUCCAUUGCUGUAGAGGGCUGGGAGAAGUCUAAGAUGAAAAAGAAACGGUCUGGAAUAAAGCCAGAUACUACUGGAAGCUCCUCGACAUCAAAACCUGUUGAUGGCCACAGGGAGCCAAAGCAAGGAUUGCAGUCCCGUCUUGUAGCUGAUGGCCGCUUGAGGCUUAGUGAUACCCAUGGCUUCAGACCUGGAGCUGCUCCAGGAAGUACUGGAACUGGAAAAACUGAUGGUGUAUCACAGCAAGCUCCUUUAGGAAUGCGUCCUUCUAUGUCUAAGGCUGACCAAGAUAACAGUCUCCAUCUCACUGAUAGAAGAGAUCAACAGCCGAUUGGUCCAGAGAAAGAAAGGGUCAAGAUCAGAGCUAUCAAAAAUAAAAUGAAGGCAGCUGCUCGAGAAAAUUUCACAUCUUCUAGUCCUACUUCAAGUACAAAAAUAAAGUCUGCUGCCCGUGCUCCACGAUCAGUUUCAGGCGUUGCACCAAAAUUGUCUCCACUGGUUCAACAGGCAGCUGCUGCUAAUGAUUGGGAAACCUCUCAAUGCACAAGCAGAUUUCCAUCUGCUGUGGGGGAAGGUAAUCGUAAACGCACCCCUUCUAUGAGGUCGUCAUCACCCCCCGUCGCUCAGUGGGCCAGCCAAAGGCCCCAGAAGAUCUCUCGACCUGCAAGAAGGGCUAAUUUUCCUAUCGUUCCCAAUAAUGAUGAUAUCCCUUCUCUUGAUAGCACAAGCGAUGCUCUCAGUAAUGAAAGGCGUCUUUGUGGUUCUUCCCCUCAACAAGUCAAAUUAAAAAACGAUCACUUCUCUUCAGCUGCUUCUGAAAGUGAGGAGUCCGGGACUGCUGAAAUCAAAUCCAAGGACAGGAGCAACAGGUCUGAUGAGGUGGAUGAAAAAUUUGGCCCCCCUGUUCAGAAGAUGUCUUUGCUGCUCCCACCAAGGAAAAAUAAGAGGGCUAGUGGGGAGGACCAUGGAGAUGGUAUUCGUAGGCAAGGGAGGACUGGGAGGAGGUUUACCGCCAAUAGGACCCCAAUGCCAUUGGUGGUUCAGAAGCUUGGAAAUGUUGGAACAGCAAAACAACUGAGAAGCUCUAGACACAGUCUUGAUAAGACUGAAAGCAAAGCAGGCCGACCUCCCACCAGAAAGCUCGCUGAUCGUAAGGCUUACAAACGACAGAAACAAGCGACAAUAAAUGCCUCUGCUGAUUUUCUAGUUGGUUCAGAUGAUGGGCAUGAAGAACUACUGGCUGCUGCAAGUGCUGUUACCAACACUGCUCAAGCCCUCUCUAGCUCAUUCUGGAAGCAGAUGGAGCCACUUUUUCGAUUUAUAUCAGAAAUCGAUACAACCUUUUUAAGGCAGCAGGUAAAUCAUGAGACCAACCUGGCAGGACCAGUAUCUGACCCUUUUGAUGCCGAUGGUUCCAGUUUAGUGCCAAAUGGUUUUGGGUUGAAUGAGGUUGGCGAAGAUACAAAUGAAACACAGAGUCUCGAAAGUACCCUGGACCAUAUGGUCUCCGGAAAGAGUAAACAUAAGGGUAUUUCCUUGUACCAAAGAGUGAUGGCAGCUCUAAUACCUGAAGAUCUUUCUUGCAAUGGGAAUGAAGAUCUUAAUUCCGAUAGUUAUCGAUCUGGAUUUGAGAUGGAGAUGAAUUUAGAAUCAGAUACUUCUUGUGCACAAAUGUUAUAUGGCAGUGAAACUUCCGAAUACCCUGCCUCUAAUGGAUACAUCAUAAAUGCCAGUGGGGGUCCCUUUGAUAAUGUGGAGCAAGUCAUGGACUAUAAUAAUGUUACAUCUGCCUCAGAGAUGGGGGAUUUUCUGAACUAUGACCAUUCACAAAAAUGUUUACUUCCACAACAGCGAACCUUGCCUGGCUUUGUUUGUUCGGAGUAUCAGUAUAAUGAGAUGUCUAUUGAUGAGAAACUUCUUCUUGAGAUUCACUGUAUUGGAUUAUAUCCACAAUGGGAGUCUGAUUUAGCACAUACAGGGGAUGAAGAAUUCAGCGUGGACAUGAGUAGAUUGGAUGAGAAGCACCAGGAAAUGGUUUCUAAGAAGAAAGAGAUGCUGGGAAAGCUAUUGAAUUCAGCAGCAGAGACGAGGGAGUUUCAAGAAAAGGAGUUCGAACAGCAUGCUGUUGACAAACUUGUGGAAAUGGCAUAUGAAAAAUAUAUGAGUUGUUGGGGUCCAAAUGUGCAUGGUGCAAAGAGUGCUAGUGGGAAAAUGGCCAAGCAAGCUGCCUUAGCGUUGGUCAAGCGAACUUUGGAUCGAUGCGUAGAAUUUGAAGAGACAGGAAAGAGCUGCUUCAGUGAGCCGUUGUACAAGAAUAUGUUCCUUUCUGCUAUAUCCCGCCUUAGUGAUGGACAAACAGAUUCCAACACUGACAGUGAAGCUGCAAAAUCUUAUUUUAGCCCACAGCAGAGCCCUUCUCUAAACCAGGAUAUACUUUAUGAAGCCAAUUUAUAUUCUGAAGCAAGUGGAGUCAAGCGGAGGGAGUUGGAAGAUGUCCUUGGUACUAGCAUUGCUGCAUCUUCUGGUGCUCUGUCAGGUGUUGGAAGUUCACUUUCAAGCAGUGCCAAAGGGAAGAGGAGUGAGAGGGACCGAGAAGGAAAAGGAAACGGCAGAGAGGCAUCAUCUCGUAAUGGAUCAAUAAAGAUUGGUCGACCUGCCUCUUCCAAUGUUAAGGGAGAAAGAAAGCCUAAAACAAAAUCUAAGCUGAAAACUACUCAAUUAUCCACUUCUGUCAAUGGCCUUCUAGGUAAGAUGUCAGGGCAAACUAAAGCACCAGCGUCUUCAAUAGUGAAUUCAAGUGAUAUCAGGGCCAGUGCUACUGGCAAGGAUAAGAAUGAUUAUGACUUGGAUGAAUUAGAGGAUCCCAUUGAUUUAUCUGGCCUGCAACUCCCUGGAAUGGAUGUUUUAGGUGGCCCUGAUGACCUUGACGGUCAGGGACAGGACUUAGGUUCAUGGUUAAACAUAGAUGAUGAUGGAUUGCAAGAUCACGACUUUAUGGGCCUUGAGAUUCCAAUGGAUGAUCUGUCAGAAUUGAAUAUGAUGGUUUGAAGUCAUCCUUGCUAUAAUUCCUAUUGAUUGCGGAUCUCUGGAGAAACGGGCUUCUGUGACCGUCCGUCUGUCCAUAUUUAGGGCUAUAUAUUCUUUCAGAUACUCGUACACAACUUCAUUUUUGAGUGAACUCUCCCACUCUUUUGGGUUUUAUCUCUUUCAACUUACUUUGACUGUAAAGAUUUUGUACAACUUUUAAGAUAGUAUUGUAGUUAUAGUACCAUAGAAAUGCUGUAUUUUAGCAAUACAGGUAAGGAAAUGAUGUCCUCUGUACAUAGACUGUAAGUGUUCAAUAAAAUCACUUUAUUUAAGUCA